AUGUUCUGGAAUGAUGGACGUGCUGUGAAGAGAGCAAAUGACAUUGAUGAGGUUGAGGGACGAUAUGUGUCCUUGAAGCUGAGUGACAUAAUUGAGGCUGGAAAUAGUACUAUCACUGCGGAAGAUACAAGGUUUGCCUUGUCGCAGUAUGCCAACAAGGUGGUUCACAUCACUGGGAACAGCAGUACCAACAUGGUCAUCCAAGAUCCUCUCUUUGGAAUCAACGGGAAGGUGAAAAUGUACCAAUGGCAAGAAGAGGAACACUCUGAAACCGACGACAAGGGCAACACGGAUACCUACUACACCUAUAAAAAAGUGUGGUCUGAUGAGUACUACGAUUCUUCGUAUUUCCAGGAGUCUGGACAUGACAAUCCAGACUUUCAUGAAAUGAGUGCUCAGAAGAAAGAACAUCUGGAAGUCAGCGAUUCGGGACAAUCCUUCUACUAUCAUUACACCGUUACCACAUCUAGGAGCACUAAAACAAGACCCAAGGUUGGAGACACCACCAUCGGCUUCAAGGUUAUCUAUCCCUCCAAAACAAGUAUCAUUGCUUUUUACGAUGUGUCCAGGCUUGGCGUAUACACUACGGAAGGGGAUCGACCAUUCAUUGAGGUGGAACACGGGAGUAAAGAUGCGGCAACCAUGCUCCAGAAUGCUCGCGAUGAAAAUACUGUCGAUGCCUGGAUCCUCAGGGCCAUUGGAAUCACAGUACUGUUUUGUGCGACUUGUGUGAUACUGGACCAACUAUCAAUGGCAGCCGACAUUAUUCCCUGCAUUGACAACUGCUUGUCAGAAUCAUAUAGAUCACAUUGCAUGCUUCUUAUAGUGGCCUGUAUGAUUUCCGUGCCUUUGGCACUCUUUGUCAUCUCUUUGGGGUGGUUGUGGUACAGACCUCACAUUGCUUGGCCACUUGUUGCCAUGGGAUUUGUGCUUUUUGUUGGAUUUUGCUGGUGGGCCAAGGACAAAGUCAAUUUCAACAGCAGCAAUCAUCCUGUGCCAACCGAAAUCAAGCCAUUUGGUGUCACUCCAGAAAACGACACGACUGAGCCAGAUAUUGAACUUGGAAAACCCACUGCAGUCGGGGCUGGCCAGGAGGAACCAGACAUACCGGUGGUGGUUGGUGCACAAGAACCCGACAUUGACCUGACCAAUACUCCAAAUAACCAAAACGAUCCUCAGGUUUUCAAAGCACCCUAA
Seminavis robusta is the source of this 1197-nucleotide messenger RNA. The record is from the annotation of a GenBank genome assembly. NCBI's taxonomy places the organism in Eukaryota, Bacillariophyta, Bacillariophyceae, Naviculales, Naviculaceae.